Molecule: messenger RNA, 938 nt
Organism: Rhipicephalus microplus (southern cattle tick)
Lineage: Eukaryota; Metazoa; Arthropoda; Arachnida; Ixodida; Ixodidae
Product: prefoldin subunit 3
Biological process (GO): microtubule-based process; protein folding; tubulin complex assembly
Cellular component (GO): cytoplasm; prefoldin complex
Molecular function (GO): tubulin binding
Source: RefSeq, a predicted model, not a curated record
GUUUCUUGUUUCUUUCCCAAUUGCCUUUUAUCUCGCCGUCAACCACGCCUCGCGUCAAGCUGCGUUUAAUUGCACCUAUUAUUGCUCGACCGGUGACACAGACUCGGUUUUCGCAAUGACAGACGCGGUAGACCCCGACAAGGCGAAGAAAAAGUUGGUCCACGCCGGAAUUCCUAAGGCGGAAUGCCUGGACGAUAUGGAGGAAUUCAUGGCGAGAGAAGAGAACCAAACCAUAGACGCGGCUCUUAGAAACCUCGACGAGCAGCACAGUAAAUACAAGUUCAUGGAGUUAAAUCUACUCCAGAAGAAACAAAGGUUAAAGACCCAGAUCCCAGAAAUCAAAACGGCGCUGGAGAUUGUCAAACUGCUUAUAACGAAAAGGGAUGCCUCCGAAGACAUGGAGACAAAGUUCAUGAUGUGUGAACAAGUUUACUCCAAGGCUGUCAUACCUCCGACCGAACGAGUCUGCCUUUGGCUUGGCGCAAAUGUGAUGCUGGAGUACUCGCUAGAAGCGGCGGAGGAGCUGCUCUGUAAGAAUUCGCAGACUGCUGUGAGGAACCUCACAGAGUUGAACAAUGACCUGGAUUUCCUCAGAGAUCAGAUCACAACCACUGAAGUCAAUAUGGCAAGACUCCACAACUGGAACGUGAAAAAAGUGCAGGCGGAAAAGCUGAGUGCCCAGAUGUCGGCUUGAGUGUCACGGACACCGUUAUGCAAGCAACUUUCUUAUUGCUAACAACUUCUUCAGUGGUGGUGUUGCGGAAAUCGCCAACGAAUCCGCCUAAAAAGUUGACGCACAGCCGUCAUCUUGUGAAGAGUGUCCAUACGACUGUGCUGCGGGCUUGCACCGAUGCGCUGAAUAUAAGUUAUUGCUACAUUUGCAAGACCUGACCAAAGGUUUAGAAAAUGGUGAAUAAAAAAGGAUUUGUUUCAACUAA